AGAUGUUUGUUCAAUAUUAACCGACAUUACAGGGCCGUUUUCAGAAUGCUUUGCUGUUAUGGAUCCAGCAACAUUUUUUGAAUCAUGUACCUAUGACAUAUGUGCAUCAUGGCCUGAGAUAGAUAUCGCCUGUGAUGAUAUUGCUGGAUAUGCGAGCGUAUGUCAUCAAAUGGGCGUUGUCAUAGGAGUCUGGAGAUCAGAAGACUUUUGUCCUUUACAAUGUCCUUUGGGCAAAGUGUACGAUCCAUGUGGACCAGCAUGUCCACCAACUUGUCAUGGACUGGUGGGAGAUUGUAUGGAUACACCAUGUGUAGAAGGAUGUUUCUGUCCUAUGGGGUACUUGUUGAGUGGGAAUGAAUGUGUGAAACCCGACGACUGUGGAUGUUUUUAUAAUGGUCGCUAUUACCAUGUUGGAGAAGUUAUGGUAAAUCAGGAUUGUAGCGUUUACUGUGUAUGUAAAGGCAGGGAUGUGAUGGAGUGCUGGAGUCUGAUAUGCCAUAUCAAUGCAUUCUGUGGGAAUGUACAUGGAAUUCAUGGAUGCCAUUGUGAACAUGGAUAUAUUGGAGACGGUGAAAACUGUUUCAUGGAUGAUUACGAAACAUGUAUUGGCUGGGGUGAUGUGCACCAUGAGACAUUUGACGAUACGAAGUACGACUUUCAAGGUUUAUGUGAAUACAUGGCACUUCGCCCUCAGUGUUCAAACGACACAAAGCCAUUCUAUGUCACCGUAGAUUAUGAGUAUUAUUCGCCGGGAUUGUCUGUAACCAGAUCCGUGACGUUUGUUAGCAUAUUAGGG
Molecule: messenger RNA, 796 nt
Organism: Saccoglossus kowalevskii
Lineage: Eukaryota; Metazoa; Hemichordata; Enteropneusta; Harrimaniidae
Product: IgGFc-binding protein-like
Cellular component (GO): extracellular matrix
Molecular function (GO): protein binding
Source: RefSeq, a predicted model, not a curated record